Molecule: messenger RNA, 684 nt
Organism: Symbiodinium necroappetens
Lineage: Eukaryota; Dinophyceae; Suessiales; Symbiodiniaceae
Source: the annotation of a GenBank genome assembly
AUGACCAAUGCGGACAUGUCGUCAGCGGGCCGGGUCUACCAGAAUCCGAGCGCACCUCGCGAGCUUUGGUUCAACUUCGGCUGGUAUAUAAAAACCAUGCAGAAGUUCCCUCGUUACGACGCGCACUGGAUGGGUGAUUUCACCAAUGAAGGUCACUACGAUGAGAUUGCGUCGAACCUGACAAAGAAGCUAGCUCACUCCAACAUCGGUGAGACCCACGACGAGCUCGGCGAGAAAGCAGGGAAAUGCUGCGUCAUGACAUGUUGUUUAUGUUGCCCGUGCAUCACCUGUUGUUUGUGCCUCCAAAAACACGGCAUCUUGGCAGAACAAGCCAAGCUCAGCGCCUUCUUGGCCCACUUCUUGGUGAUUCACGGCAUUAAGCUCAACAUGCGCAUCGAGUUUGUGGAGCAGAAGUCUGGCGAGGUGGGGCCAACAUGGUACGACUCCAAGAAGGAACCUCUCCGGCUCGUUGCCUUCGACCGGCAGUUUGGGGGUCCGCCCCCCGGAUGCAACCUUGUGAUCAUCACGGACACGGCGGUUCAAUGGCCUCCUCCUCCUCCGCCUCCUCCUCCUGUUGAUCCAUCCAAGGCCGCGGAGCAGCCCACAGGGGCAGUCACCGGUGCCGUCAAGGGGGCCGUCAGUUGGGUGAAGGGUGCCGUCAAAGGUGCCGUUGGUGGAGCCAAG